This is a messenger RNA of Cyprinodon tularosa, 2227 nucleotides long. RefSeq names its product solute carrier family 35 member 2 (gene slc35a2). The transcript is spliced from 6 exons. Gene Ontology annotation, biological process: pyrimidine nucleotide-sugar transmembrane transport. The coding region runs from base 279 to 1412 and encodes 377 amino acids. Gene Ontology annotation, cellular component: Golgi membrane. Gene Ontology annotation, molecular function: UDP-galactose transmembrane transporter activity. The record is from RefSeq and is a predicted model, not a curated record. Lineage: Eukaryota; Metazoa; Chordata; Actinopteri; Cyprinodontiformes; Cyprinodontidae.
CUACUGACUUCCGGGACAGCUCAGCGCCAGUCCACGCAGCAGAGUUUCUCCCCCCGAUGCUCCAGGGGGCUCCUGCUCGCCCUCCGCGGACCCUCCACUCAGCUCCGCUCACUUUCAUCCGUCAGAGCCGCCCUGCCUCAGACACCAGGACCCGCCGGAGGUUCCGAACACUGGCCGGUUCGGAACCGAUAUCGGAGCUAACCCAGGAGGCUAGCGGCGUGCGUUAGCAGUGUGGGCUGUGGGGGUGAAGGUUCGGUCCGGACGGGGCAGAGCGCAGCAUGGCGUCUGUGAGCAGCAGUAAGACCGGGGAGGCUCCAAACCGGACUCAGAAUGAAGCUAACAGGAAGUUGAAGUACAUCAGUCUGGCGGUUCUGGUGGUCCAGAACGCUUCGCUCAUCCUCAGCAUCCGCUACGUGCGCACGUUGCCGGGGGACCGGUUCUUCACCACGUCGGCCGUGGUCAUGGCCGAGGUUCUGAAGGUGACGACGUGUCUGCUGAUCAUCCUGCUGCAGAAGAGAUUCAACCUGAAGGAGACCGCCUGCUUCCUGCUGGACUCCGUCGUCUUUCAGUACAAAGACACUCUGAAGCUGGCGGUGCCGUCCCUCAUCUACACGCUGCAGAACAACCUGCAGUACGUGGCCAUCUCCAACCUGCCGGCGGCCACCUUCCAGGUGACGUACCAGCUGAAGAUCCUCACCACGGCGCUCUUCAGCGUCCUGAUGCUCCGGAAGUCUCUGUCCAGGGUCCAGUGGGUCUCUCUGCUGCUGCUGUUUGGAGGCGUCGCCAUCGUUCAGGUGCAGCAGGAGGGAAACAAAGAGGCGGCGGUGGCUGACUCCUCCAGCCAGAACUACAUGGUGGGUCUGGUCGCCGUGGUGAUCAGCUGCCUGUCGUCAGGGUUUGCCGGCGUUUACUUUGAGAGGAUCCUGAAGGGGAGCUCUGCGUCGGUGUGGAUGAGGAACGUGCAGCUGGGGAUCUUUGGCACGGUGCUCGGCCUGCUGGGAUUGUGGUGGAACGACGGGCCCGCCGUGUCUGAGCACGGCUUCCUGUUUGGCUACACGGGCAUGGUCUGGUGCGUCAUCUUCAACCAGGCGUUCGGCGGGCUCCUGGUGGCCGUCGUGGUCAAGUACGCCGACAACAUCCUGAAGGGCUUCGCCACGUCCUUCUCCAUCAUCGUCUCCACGGUGAUGUCCAUCUACCUGUUCAGCUUCCAUGUGGACCUGCUCUUCUCCGCGGGGGCGGGGCUCGUCAUCGGUGCCGUCUACAUGUACAGCCUCCCCAAGCCUGCGUCCAGCGGGCCUUUUCCCCCAAACUCCACCUCUUCCUCUGCGUCUGCGGAGCCCCUGAGGACAGACAGAGGCGGCGAAAUGGAGGAGUUUCUGCCAAAGUGUUCAGGAAAAGAAAAAGGCUCCUGAGAUGAAACCGAGAUGCCAAACUGCUUCACUCCACGAGCAGCAGGACUGAAAUCCGUCUGCUCUGUCCCAGAGGUAAAGACACCUGAAAACGGGCGGAUCUCUCACACUCCAGCAGCUCUGAAAUUACACUACUUUAGUUUUCUCCAUUUGAACCCGGAAACAGUCCAGAUCUUCUAGCAGAAGUUUGUUUUUUAUAGUUUACAUUUCCUAAUGUUGCAAUGAUUAAUAUUUGAAAAGUUUGUUUUUAAAUGAGACAUUUUAGCUGAAAAGGAAAGAAACCCAAUGAAGAGGGAGGGAUUCUUUUUAUUGACUUUCACAAUAAAAGCAGAGCCAAACUGGAUUUUCUUCACCAGAAUCAACUUUCUGUCUGAAUCUUCUCUAAUUUUAUUGUUUUAAUAGUUUUCUUGGCUCAAUCUGAGUGAAAGUUUCAAUGAAAAACCAUCUUUAUUUUUAUCUGAAUCUCUGCAGCACAUUUAAAGCUCCUCAUUCAGCUCUUAGCUCAGACUAGCUGCCUCCUCCUGGAACCCUCUUUGCUGAACAUCUCCAGUUCUAUCAAACUAUUGCAGGAUUUUUCUCACAUGUUCUGAUGCCGACUGAAGCUUUUUUAAGAACUGUGAUCAUAUAUUUUAAUAGCUCGAUUUUAUUUUGACUUAUUAACAUCAUUUCAGCAGAAAAUCGGCCAAUUCAAAAGCCGAUCUGUAAAAUAUCACAUUUAACACUGACAUUUUUAAUGUAAAUCUUUUAUACUUAUUUCUAUUAGAAACAGAAAUUAUAAUAGUAAUGUCCUUAAAAAAUAUAAAGCAGCCUAAAUAACA